Molecule: messenger RNA, 1590 nt
Organism: Anopheles nili
Lineage: Eukaryota; Metazoa; Arthropoda; Insecta; Diptera; Culicidae
Product: casein kinase I-like
Exons: 1
Coding region: 1-1590 (529 amino acids)
Biological process (GO): endocytosis; peptidyl-serine phosphorylation; signal transduction
Cellular component (GO): cytoplasm; nucleus
Molecular function (GO): protein serine/threonine kinase activity; ATP binding
Source: RefSeq, a predicted model, not a curated record
AUGGAGCUGCGCGUUGGUAACAAGUACCGGCUCGGCCGGAAGAUCGGUUCCGGUUCGUUUGGCGAUAUCUACCUGGGCACGAACAUCUCCACCGGCGAGGAAGUCGCCAUCAAGCUGGAAUGCAUCAAGACGAAACACCCGCAGCUGCACAUCGAGAGUAAGUUCUACAAAAUGCUCCAGGGCGCGGUCGGCAUCCCGACGAUUAAGUGGUGCGGCUCUGAGGGCGACUACAACGUGAUGGUGAUGGAGCUGCUCGGUCCGUCGCUCGAGGACCUGUUCAACUUUUGCUCGCGCCGCUUCACGGUCAAGACGGUGCUGCUACUGGCCGAUCAGAUGAUCUCGCGCAUCGAUUUCAUACACUCGCGCAGCUUCAUCCACCGCGACAUCAAGCCGGACAACUUCCUGAUGGGGCUCGGCAAGAAGGGCAACCUGGUGUACAUCAUCGAUUUCGGGCUGGCGAAGAAGUACAAGGACUCGCGCAGCAUGUCGCACAUACCGUACCGAGAAAACAAAAAUCUCACCGGCACCGCGCGGUACGCGUCGAUCAACACACACCUGGGUAUUGAACAGUCCCGCCGGGACGAUCUGGAAUCGCUCGGGUACGUGCUGAUGUACUUUAACCUCGGCACGCUGCCGUGGCAGGGACUAAAGGCGGCCAACAAGCGCCAGAAGUACGAGCGGAUCUCGGAGAAGAAGCUGUCCACACCGGUCGAGGAGCUGUGCAAAGGAUUCCCGCGAGAGUUCAGUCUAUACCUCGCCUACUGCCGUCACAUGGACUUCAUCCAGCGGCCGGAUUACUGCUACCUGCGCAAGCUGUUCCGCACGCUGUUCCAUCGCCAAGGCUUCGUGUACGAUUACGUCUUUGACUGGAACAUGCUCAAGUUCGGACGUCCGAAUUUGAACGCGUUCACGAGCAUGAAGCGUGGCCAGAGCCGAACGCCAAGCGCUACCCAGAACGAGCAACAGCAGCAACAGCAACAACAGCAACAGCAGCAACAACAGCAGCAAAAGCAAAUCACCAACUCGGCCUCGGUGACGACACCGUCAAAAGGUGCCGGCGGAGGUGGUGGUGGUGGCGCCGGUGGCGUUGUCGUUUCAAGCGGUGUCAAUAAUUCCACCAACGCGAACAACAGCAGUGGCGUCAGCGGAGCAACACCCAUCGUUAGCAGCCACACGAACUCCGGUGUGGUCAUCACCAGUGCGUCGGUAGUUGCUGCCGCGGCCGCUGCCGUCGGUGAUAAGAACAACGAGAUGUCUCCGCAAACGCGCCACCUGUUGCAGCAAUUCAUCCGUGCCGAACUUCAGAAGGGACAACCGCCAGGAGCGAGUGGCAGUGUCCAGCAGCAGCAGCAACAACAGCAAGUACCGGUUGGUGGCAGCAGUGGCAUGGUGAUGGGAGGGCCGCAGGGCAUGGGUGGCCAACCGUCGGCGCAUAGUAACAGCAUCAACAACAACAGUGGUGUAGCGGGUAACGAUCCCAACGCGGAUGGGGCGGUCGUGGCUGCUUCCUUUUCCCGACACGACACACCCGAGCGCCGAUCGUCGAUCCGUCUGCGCGGGCAAAAUCUGGACGCACGAAAUGCGGAAUAA